AUGACGCGGAACGGCGGCAGACGUGGCGGGCCGUGGUCGGAGGUAUGGUUCCAGAACCGGCGCGCCAAGUGGCGCAAGACGGAGAAGACGUGGGGCCGCUCCACCAUCAUGGCCGAGUACGGCCUGUACGGCGCCAUGGUGCGCCACUCGCUGCCGCUGCCAGAGACCAUCACCAAGUCGGUCAGCGAGGACAAGGACUGCCCGGCUCCUUGGCUGCUCGGCAUGCACCGUAAGUCGCUGGAGGCCGCCGAGCAGCUGAAGAACGUCGGAGACGACGAGACGAGCAGUCAGACGGGCAGCAGCGACGAGCAGCCGCACGCGCCGCCACGGCUGACGGUCGGCACGGGCCGGCGCCCCCAGCGCGGGGUCGGCGCCCCCAGCGUGGGGCCGGUGGAGUAG
Messenger RNA from Pollicipes pollicipes, 399 nucleotides. Its product is annotated as homeobox protein ceh-10-like. Gene Ontology annotation, molecular function: sequence-specific double-stranded DNA binding. Gene Ontology annotation, cellular component: nucleus. The record is from RefSeq and is a predicted model, not a curated record. The coding region runs from base 1 to 399 and encodes 132 amino acids. Gene Ontology annotation, biological process: regulation of transcription by RNA polymerase II. NCBI's taxonomy places the organism in Eukaryota, Metazoa, Arthropoda, Thecostraca, Pollicipedomorpha, Pollicipedidae. The transcript is spliced from 5 exons.